CUAGGGAAGAAAUAAAGAAACAGAGCUCGAAGCUGCCAAGGACACAUAGCGCCUCGCCCUCACACCCACUCCCAGUGACUUUUCCGGCAGAGUUCACCGCCACUGCCGUCGCUCGCAGUUCCACACCCCCGGCGACUUCCAUGAAUGCCUAAAGGUUGUCCAUCAUGUUGGCUGGUCUGAUUUCUGAUUUGCAGUAAACAUCACAAUGUUGCUUAAGCCUAUCCGCAAUUCAAAUAGAAGAACUACUUCAGACUUUCUGUUGUCAUUGGGGAAAUAUUUCUCCACUUCGAGACAAUCUGCAGUUGAUUUGGCUUCCAAAGAUGGAGAAAUGAGGAUCUUUUUAGUUGCAGGAGAAGCUUCAGGAGAUGCUAUUGGUUCUCGUUUAAUAGCUGCCUUAACGAAGCUUUCACCAUUCCCAAUACACAUUGCUGGAGUCGGAGGAUCUAUGAUGGCAAAACAUGGAUUGAAAUCUGUUUUCCCCAUCGAAGAUAUUGCUGUAAUGGGGAUUUGGGAGUUGUUGCCACAUCUAAAUAAGUUCCAAGUUAGACUGAAGCAAACAUUUGAAGCUGCAAUCUCAUUUAAUCCUCAUGUCAUAGUGACAAUUGAUUCAAAGGGAUUCUCUUUUCGUCUUUUAAAGCAAUUAAGGGCUAGAUAUGGGCAAAAAGGACCUUUACACUUCCAUUAUGUAGCACCAUCUUUUUGGGCAUGGAAAGGAGGUGAAGCAAGACUUAAGGGACUUUCUGAGUUUAUUGAUCAUGUCUUAUGUAUUCUUCCAUUUGAAGAGGAAGUUUGCAUAUCUAAUGGACUACCUGCAACCUUUGUGGGCCACCCCAUUCUAGAAGAUUCCCUUGACCUUAACUCGGUUGCUACAGAAAAGGGAUGGAAGGUGCAAGGAAAUGCUGACAUGUUCAGGGGUAAAUACGGAAUUUCCUCAGGUUCAAGAAUAUUGAGUCUGCUUCCUGGAAGUAGAUUACAAGAAGUGACACGUAUGCUUCCAAUUUACUCAAAAACCAUGAAUCUCUUAACGGACUCCAUUCAGGACUUAAUGACUGUUAUCCACGUGGCACCUAACAAACAUGUAGAAGAUCACAUCAAAAGAACCACCAAUGAGUGGCCGACACCUGUCGUACUGGUUCCUGGAGGAUCACCCCACACCAAAUAUGAUGCAUUUAGUGCGAGCAGUGUGGCGUUAUGUACAUCGGGGACAGCGGCAAUGGAAUUGCAACUUGCGCGAUUAUCAUGUGUUAUCGCGUAUCGAGCCCAUUUCCUAACAGAAUGGGUGAUACGUUAUAAAGCUAAAAUACCUUACAUUUCUCUCCCAAAUAUCCUUCUUAAUUCACCUGUUAUUCCCGAAGCCCUUUUUCGUCAUUGCUCACCCACAAAACUAGCACGUUUACUCACGGAAGUAAUGUGUAAUGAAGGAGUCCGGGAAGAACAAGUGGUUGCCGCCGAAAGGGUGAUGGAAUUACUAAGGCCGCCACAAGGUGGUAGCUUGAGCUUUGGUAACACCGCGAGUACAAUAGCAGCUCGGACCGUGCUUUAUUAUCAAAAGGAGAAACUUUACGGAUGUGUUUAUUGAAUGGGGCACUAGACAGACUUUUUAGGGUUAUUUUCAGUGAUGAGGAUGAAGAGUGCAUUCAUGUUUAUUUUUUUUGACAGACUUUUUAGGGUUAUUUUCAAUGACGGGGAUGAGGAGAACAUUUUUUUUUAUUUUAUAGACUUUUUAGGAUUAUUUUCAGUGAUGAGGAUGAGGACAUUUAUGUUUUUUUUAUAGACUUUUUAGGACUAUUUUCGAUGAUGAGGAUGAGGAUAAUAAAUUACAACUGGAGAUUCAGUGUCAA
Messenger RNA from Lactuca virosa, 1841 nucleotides. NCBI's taxonomy places the organism in Eukaryota, Viridiplantae, Streptophyta, Magnoliopsida, Asterales, Asteraceae. The record is from the annotation of a GenBank genome assembly.